CCGCGUAAGUUAAUCAUCUAGUUAAAAUGAUUCUUAUUUUAUUUCAGGAUUUAAAAGAAAAGCUACUUUAUUCAAAAGCUUCUCUAAAUAAUCUCGACAUCUCUGAGGAGAAACAACUAAAGAAAGAAUUAGUUAGGGAAAAGGAUUCCAGAAAUAAAUUCCAGCUUCCAAGUUCAAUAAAUUUUGAUACUGGAUUUAAAAUAGGAACACCUGAUCACGAUGGAAUUGAAGCAAUAAAAAUUACCACUGUCGUAGAACUCAUGCGCAAUAAAACGAAAGACAGGAAAAUUAAUAAGCUACGAUCUAAACGAGAAACGAGUAGAUCCGUUUCGAUUGUAGCCAAUCCUCAAAAUCUGUCUCGGAAAGCACUGGCGACGACUUUAAUGAGAAAUUUUUACGGUUUUCCCAGAACUACAACAGAUGAACCACAAAAUUCAAGUGAUGCCAUUUCAAAUUAUGGUCUCAAGGAGAACAUCAAUUUUUAUGAGACAAAAUCUGUUCCAGUUCCUCAUCCAUAUUCAUUUCUUCCUCUACCCCUUUCAGCAUAUAACGAUUCGAUCGCCACUGAAGUCGAGGAUUUGAAUAUUUUACCACCUUUGCUGAGACAUGUGAAGAGAGUAAAAACCCAACCCGAUAUUCCUUUACUGGAAACAACCUCACCAAGACCGUUUAAAAUUAAAAAGCAACGACAAAUAGUGAAUAAACCAGAAGCUCCUCUACUGAAGGAGGCUACAAAUCUGACGUACAUAAAUAUUCUGGAUCAUCGAAAGAAUUUACUGAAUGGCUCCGAAGGAGGAACAGUUCCUGGUUAUCCGGCUGACAUUCCAUUUUAUAAUCCUGAUAUUAUACCGUAUGUUCACGUUCCUGAUUAUGCCGAUCAACGAGAGGAGAGUCUCGACAAAAAUGAUCCCCAUUCGGGAACUAAGUUCGCGGACUAUGACAAUCCGGAUUUCGUUGAUCCUACCGCCCCUGUUGACAAAGAAGCAGAAGCAGUGAAAGGAACGGACAAACUCAAAGUCAGUACUCAGACCCCACAGUUCGAUAUUCAAGAUUAUCGACCUGCCAAGGAUACUUAUGAGACCGAUAAGACGGAAGAAAUUCCGGUUCAUGAAACUCAAGAAUCUGAAGAUACGUCACUAAAACAAUCUCAAGAUUCGCAAACUCCGAAAGAGUCAUCAUCAUCAUCAUCAUCAGACGAAAAUAAACCUCCAUUUAGCUUCAAGGAAUUAUUUAAGGAAUUAAAUUUACCAUAUAAUGACGAUGAUGAAACAAAGGAACAGGAAAGUUUAAAUGAAAACAAAGAAGAAGAUGAAGGAAGUUACUAUGGCAGGCAAACAGGAACCAAAGAAACUUCAAGUUCUGAACAUUAUUCCUCGGAUGAAAAAGUUGACAAUAGUGAUCGUGAGAAAUCAUCUGAGGUAGGUGAUGAUGAUCAUACAAAUGAGGAUGCAAAGUUAAUAAGAAUCACUGAUGAUGAAUUUAAAUACGGUGAUAAGGACUUUUUUAAACCAUUCUUUGAGAAUUCGGGUGAAAUUAGUUCACACGAAUAUUAUUUUAAUGAUAGUGAUGAUAAAGAAGAUGAAAGUUCCUAAACGAAUAGUUUUUAUUUAGAUUUUGGUUGCACUACUAGUGUCAUCUACUGUUGUUUAAUUUU
Leptopilina heterotoma is the source of this 1654-nucleotide messenger RNA. RefSeq lists its product as uncharacterized. The record is from RefSeq and is a predicted model, not a curated record. Lineage: Eukaryota; Metazoa; Arthropoda; Insecta; Hymenoptera; Figitidae. The transcript has 2 exons. Bases 27 to 1592 code for a protein of 521 amino acids.